Cladocopium goreaui is the source of this 279-nucleotide messenger RNA. Lineage: Eukaryota; Dinophyceae; Suessiales; Symbiodiniaceae. The record is from the annotation of a GenBank genome assembly.
AUGCAGGUCUAUUUGGUCAUCGUGUGGCGUGGCCAAGCGACGGUGCCCACAGGGUCGCCAUUGCCUCUAGCUGCACCAGCUCGUGGUGAGCGUUUGCUGCGACAGCGCGUCCUGGAGGUCUUGGCAGCAGAGGCAUAUGGUGAUGCAACUCUGGCUUCUUCCUUGCGGGAAGAACUGCAAGAACUUGCUUCUGACCACUUCGGCGCCACUUGGAAACACCGAUUUUCAGCGUGCAAAUUUGGUAGGCUAAUCGCAUCUACUUCCUGGUGUUUCUUGUGA